Molecule: messenger RNA, 1632 nt
Organism: Euleptes europaea (tarantolino)
Lineage: Eukaryota; Metazoa; Chordata; Lepidosauria; Squamata; Sphaerodactylidae
Gene: FAM227B
Product: family with sequence similarity 227 member B
Exons: 16
Coding region: 1-1632 (543 amino acids)
Source: RefSeq, a predicted model, not a curated record
AUGCCCUGGGAACGCCUCCCGGCUCACCGCUGCAGCCUGUGCCGGUGGUCGGCAGCGGCGGUCGGGGAGCGGUGCCCGGCCCUGCACGCCGGUGCUGGGGCCACUAAUGCUGGCGUGCUCCUUCCAGGCGCCGUUGAAGGCAAAUGUGUCUUCACAUGUAUAUGGAAAAUGCACCGGCCUCCUCGCACGUUUGAGGAAUUUUUACGCUCUCAGAAGUUGAAUGAUUGGCCGAGAUUCCCCUACUUGCCAGAUGCGGACGUUCAUCCUUUGAUUGCUGCAUUAAGAAAUGACUAUUCCUUGGAAAACAUCACUAAGUAUCUUUACGACAACGCUCCACUUUCAAAUGAAUAUCUCUCCAACUUGGAGGAGAGGGUAGAGGAAUGUAAAACUAAAGUCCAGGAACAGGCUAAAAAAAUUCAUUUGGAAUGUAGCGAAGAGGAAAAAGGCCAGUCUCUUCUGGAGCAAGCUGUUGAGCCGCCAGCUUCUGCUUCAAAUGACUUUUUGAUGAUGAAAAAGAAGAAGACAACGGAAGUGGAGUUUGACGCAGGCGCCAUGCAACGUUCACGGUAUAAAAGAGCAGAGAACUACAAGUUCCCAGGUUUCCAGUCACUUCAUCUCACAGAUCUGCCUUAUCAACUAGAAGCUUUCCAUCUUUGGGAUUCAGUUCUAAAAGUCCAAACUUUCAAGCCGGGACUUAAUUUAAAAGUUCUGAAGAAAUUGUUUCUCUCGGAAGCGUCCGUUGCGCUUUUACAGGAUUGCUUUUGGUGGUGGUUUCUUCAGAAGUACAAGCCCGAUCAAGGACAACAGGAUUGUCUUUUUGACAGAAUAUCCGACAGCUUUGUGGCACUUCUGAUGAGUACCCCCAAUUACAUAAAGGAUCCUUUCUUUCAGAUGUACCCUGACUGCUUGUCGCAAGCCAUCUAUCUUACUUUUCGUGAAGCUUUUCCCAAUUCUCGUUUCGGUGAUGAGUUUAAAGAUGAACUAAUCGAUUUAAUUUUCCAGUGGAUAAGAGGUUUCAAACCACAGAAAUUUGCUUGGAAGAAAUGGAAUUUAUGGUGCUUGGAAAAGCCUGGGAAACACAUCACAAGAAGAGAUUCCGUUGCUGUGUCAAUGCUCAGCUUUACACCUUGGGAAACGUCAAAGUCCCUGAGGUUUCAGUUCGCAUCAGACAAGUACAGUGAUUUAAAGGACAAAACAGUGCCGACGAAACAGUCCCAUUAUGCCGGAGAUGGGCCGGAGUUCCAGCGUUCGCUGUUCAACCUCGGAGGGCAAAGUCCCUUGGUCUUGUAUUAUCUCAAGGUGCACGGGAUCCCUAACACCCUAGGAAAAUCUCGGCUUUACAAGAUCACUCACACUGAAAUUUGCAAAGAACCGGCAGUGUCUCCCACUUAUCAAGAUGUCAUUGUGGAAAGUCAGAAGUUCACCAAGAAACUGCACGAUGAUUUUCUCGAUUUUGAGCAUAGAUGCACCGAAGAACUAACGGAGAUAGAAGAGCAGAGAGAAAAAGUGAACCGGAGAUUCCUAAGGCUGUUGGCAAAAGUCAACAAGAAUCCUAAUGAACUACAGUUGAGAACGCAGGCCUUAAUCCAGAAACUGGAAGGGUACAGCUCCCUCCACCAGAACCCUCAUUAG